Molecule: messenger RNA, 954 nt
Organism: Poecile atricapillus (Black-capped chickadee)
Lineage: Eukaryota; Metazoa; Chordata; Aves; Passeriformes; Paridae
Exons: 8
Coding region: 1-954 (317 amino acids)
Source: RefSeq, a predicted model, not a curated record
AUGGAGAAGCAAAACUACAGCAAGUUCUCCUGUUUCUGGGAGACAGAGCCCGUAGGCUGUAGGAGGAUAAGCUGUGACUUCUUUCACAGAAAACCCCGUAAUAUAAAUGGACUUUAUUUGCCACCUAGUAACAAUGUCCCGUUGAAACAGGAUGUCCAAGGAGGCAUUCUGCAUCCAGCCCAUCGUCAGGACUCACUCAGAAGUCAAGAGAAUAUUUUAGUACCAAUUCACCCUCCACUGAUUAUAAACCUCAGUGAUGAAGAGGAUGAUGAAGAGGAUAAUGAAGAGGAUGAUGAUGAAGACAACUAUGUUUCUAGCUGGAUGCCUAAGACUGUUUUAGAUAUUGAAGAGGAAAGAGCAAUAAGGGAUAUAUGCUAUAAAUCUGGAGAGUAUUAUGGGAUUCAGAACCCUUACAAACACCAAUCGACAAAAACUGUGUCUUCACUGUGGCAAGAUGAGUUAUUACCCUUGGAAACUACUGAACAAAACUUGCAGAAAGGUGAUGGGAACACAAUUCCUACAAGAUUUAAUAAUACAAGAAAAGAAAAAGAGAGUUCAGAAAGGAGAAUAUCAAUAGAGAGUAUUCCCAGAACAGAUCAGAAAUCCUUUGAGAAUGGAGAAACAAACCACAAUGAACUGGUAAAGAACCGCCACUGUAAGGAAGUAAAGGAAAAUAAAAGAAUUUCUGAGGAACGAAGAAAUUCAGCUAAUGUAGUAACUGGCAAAGGAAUUCAUACUCCAGACCCCAAAGUAAAACCAAGUUAUCAACAAAGGGGUCAAAGUAAGGAUGUUGAAACUGCUUCUUUGAGUCCAUAUGGGAGAGAAACUGGAAGAUACACUCAUUUAAAUUCUCCAGAACCUCGACGAUCAGCUUAUGUAGUCUACCGGACUGUCACUCAAAAACCAAAAUUCAAUGGAACUCCAGGUGGGUCCCUGUGUACACAGAAUUCUUAA